Messenger RNA from Cuculus canorus (common cuckoo), 2402 nucleotides. RefSeq names its product golgin A7 family member B (gene GOLGA7B). Gene Ontology annotation, biological process: peptidyl-L-cysteine S-palmitoylation; protein targeting to membrane. The transcript has 5 exons. NCBI's taxonomy places the organism in Eukaryota, Metazoa, Chordata, Aves, Cuculiformes, Cuculidae. The coding region runs from base 478 to 975 and encodes 165 amino acids. The record is from RefSeq and is a predicted model, not a curated record. Gene Ontology annotation, cellular component: palmitoyltransferase complex.
AGCCCCGUGCUCUGGAGCGUGGCAGCCCGCAGUGCUGCCCGGACUCCGAGACCGACACCAGCGCCGCCUUCCCCCCGCCCCUCGCAGCCCCGGGGCUGCUGGACUCCGGUACCGCCGUCCCCAACAACGGGCCCAGGAGGGCUGCGCGCCGGUACCGGUGGGCGCCCAUCGCCGCCGCCUCGGGGCGGGCCGGGCGGCUGCGCACACGGGGGCGGCCGGGCCCGCCUCCGCUGCUGCUCGGCAGCACCGCGGACAGCGCCGCUCCCCCGGCCCCGGCGGCGCCGCCCGAUCCCCCUACCCCGGCACAGCCCGGCGGCACCGCCGGUUCCACCCCAGCCGGGCACCGGAGGCACCGCCAGUUCCGCCCCCAGCCCAGCUCCGGUGUCACCGCCGGUUCAUCCAGCAUCCCCGGCACAGCCCGGCACCGGUGGCCCCGCCGGUUCCUCCAGCAUCCCCGGCACAGGCACACGCCCCGCCAUGGCCACGGAGGUGCACAGCCUGCAGGAGCUACGGCGCAGCGCAUCCUUGGCCACCAAGGUCUUCGUGCAGCGGGAUUACAGCGAUGGGACCACGUGCCAGUUCCAAACAAAGUUCCCCCCUGAGCUGGAGAGCCGGAUCGAGCGGCAGCUCUUCGAGGAAACCGUGAAAACUCUUAACAGCUUCUAUGCUGAGGCAGAGAAGAUCGGGGGCAGCUCAUACCUGGAGGGGUGCCUGGCCUGCACCACUGCCUAUUUCAUCUUCCUGUGCAUGGAGACACACUAUGAGAAGGUCCUGAAGAAGAUCUCCAAGUACAUCCAGGAGCAGAACGAGAAGAUCUAUGCACCGCGGGGGCUGCUGCUCACCGACCCCCUGGAGCGUGGCAUGAGGGUCAUUGAGAUCUCCAUCUACGAGGACCGGUGCAGCAGUGGCAGCUCCAGCAGCGGUAGCUCCAGCAGCAGCAGCGGUGGCGGGGGUGGCGGCGUUGGGGGCCGGUGACUGGCAGGAAGUCCCUGCAGGGACUCGUACUGCCGGGACAGUGGCCUCUCCGAGCUCCGCAGGCUGCACUACCAGAGCACCCGAUUCUGAGCACAGGGCGGGUGGCAGGGGAAGGCUGGGGGCUGCCCACCUGCCUCUGCUCUGUGGCCCCCCCAGUGGCUCUGCCUCUGCUCAGACCCACUGCAGGAAGGGGCUGGGGCAUCCCAGGUGCUUCCCACUGAGCCAAACUGGUGCCAAGGGGCACCCACAGCCCUCUGGGUGCCUCUGCUUGCUCCUGCCCCAAGUGAAGGAUCUUGCCCCUCCACAGGCAGCCCCAGCUGGCAGCGUCCUGUGUCCCAUGCCCAGGGAAGCAGUGGGACCAGCAAAGCUGUAGGCAGUGCUAAGGGGAGGGGGGCUUAGCCCCACGCUGGCAGGCACUGCCAGCCCUUGCUGGCCCCCCUCUCUGGGGCAUGCCACUCUUGGUGCUGUAGGGUGGGCUCAGCCACCGUGUGCCUGCUGCCCAGGGUGCCUGGCAGAGCCCUGGUGCUGCUUCACCUGCAUGAUGGUGCCAUGCAAUUGCUGCUGCUCUGUCCCACGUGCUACCUAUUGCUGCUCCCCAGCCCUGGCCAGGUGCCCUGACCCAUCUGGCAGCAGUGUCCUCUCCUGCAGCAUCCUUCAGCACUGCCCGCAACAUUGAGCACUUGCUUCUGCUCCCUGUCCAAGCCAGUGCCAUCCCCAGCAAAAACCCAUAAAGCUCCCCAAUCCCAAGCCCUGUGCCCAGAUGUGUUUCCUGCCCUUCUGCUGCUUGCCCCAGGCUCAUGCAUGGCCCACUGUAACAGGCUGAGCUGUGGCAUUGGUAAGCCAGGCUCCCUGCUGAGUCCCGGCAGAUCCUGCCUGCACUGACUGCUGGCAGCCGCCUGCCAGUUCCACCCCAUGGUCUCCCCCAAGGCAUGGAGGGUGCCCAGUAGAGCUGCUCCACCAGGACCCUUCCUCUCCUGCUGCUUAGCCCUCCCCUGCCCUCACGUCCUGCGUGUAUCUGCCACCAGCACCCCAAUACUCAACUUGGCCUGCUGUGGAGACCCCAAGGGGCACCUGGGCCCAGCUGCAACAUGUGUGGGUUCAUAGGCCAGGGUCAGACGGGGGGAACAGAAAGGUCCCUGUGACAUCCAGCAUCCUGUGGAGAUAAAUCUCUGCCGGGGUGCAGGGCUAGAUGGAGCCAGUGUUGCUUUUCUAGGGUCCUGGAGGGAGGAACCUGCCCCCUGGGGCUCCCUUUGGCUCAGUCAUGGUCUGUGUGCCAGGUGGCCCUGGCCCUGCUGUUUCCACAAGGGGUCCCUGCCUGGACACCUUCCUCAAUAAACCCCGUACUUUAUCCACUGCCUCCUGUCCUGUGUCCUCCAGCAUCAGAGAAGGGAGAGGGGUGAGGGUGGAGGGCACAGAGCUGGGCUGAG